AUGUCGUUGAGUCAACCGUUGCGCAAGGAUGGACAAUACACGCAAAAUGAAACGUGCGAUGGUUUGAGUGAGACACGGAUAUUCAUUCUUAGGAAUCCCAAAGAGGCAAGUGUCGACGACCGGGAUCAGCUCGACAUAUUAGGUAAUCGCACCACGACCUUUCUUCUCGCUCGUCGCUGUCGCCAUCGUUGUGCUCGCCAUCGCUUCUCGUCGCGCUCGCCGUUCUCUACGAUGGACUCCGUCACCACCACUGCGUCGCCAAGCACGUCUCUGCCGUCGUUCUCGAGCAAGCAGGAACUCAGGCCCAAUCCCCACCCGUACGCUAUCAAGACAACGUCCUCCGCGCUCCUCUCCCGCUCGAACUCAUCCCCACACGCUCCCCAGCCCGUCCGCCACCACUACGUCCCGCUCUCUCCUACACGCCCAAAGGCAAACGAAUCAAAUGGAAACCCAGACGGACGCAGACAUCGCUACUCCAAAUCGCUCUCGUCUGACUUUAGCUUUCCUACAGGCAAUAAUUCACCAGCGCCUCUGCCUGCACCGCCCUCUAUUCGCUCAUCCUCUCCCACUCGCUCUUCGUGGACGAACACCACUACCUGGGCUGCAGGAGGACCUACGGGGGACGCGUUCUCAGCUGCCGGCAUCGAGGGCGACGACCUGCCAUCUAACCCAAAGCUGUGGUCUCCCACGCAGCUGUCUGCAUACCUCAUAACCGCCCUUCGUGCAAGCGCCGUCUCAGACUCAGACGCUGUCGUUCAAGACCCUGACUUUGACGCUACUAACGACACUGCCGGAGAAGCCGGCGACACCGGCAUCUCUCCCACCGAUGCCUCCGAAAUCGCGGCAUUCGUACGGGACCAAAAGGUCACAGGAAGGGUCUUUCUCCGGUUCACAGAAGUUGAUCUUGAGAGGUGCGCCGCUGUCUCGAAUUGUCCCUCUCAAAUCUCCACGGAAAAAACACUGACGUAUUUUUCAAACCGCAGUUUUGACAUUCCUCAGAAAUGGAGAUCUGCGUUGUUGAUCUCAUCACGUCACCUCCGCCAAAACGUUCUCCGCGGCCGUAUCUGGGUCGACUCUUCUUCUCCUCAGAAUACCCUGCCCUUCUCCAGCGAGCUGUACAACUCAUCUACCAGCUCUGUGGAUCUCUCUGCGCCUCCGGCGCCGACCACGAGGCAGCAGAGAGAUCUGGCAAGGAUUCGACGCAAGGCAGGUAGGGUGAGGGGUAUGGUCGAAUCCUGGGAACGCAGCUCUGUUAGUAGCUGUGGAAGCGUCAGCGGAAGUGACGCCGAAGAAGAAAUCGAGUCAUCACGCGUCACUGCCAGUCCGUUCAAUGACUCGUCAGAUUUACCAGCGCCUGAUAGCUUUCUAUCUCAAGAUGAGAAACCUAAUCAUGCUGCAGUCAUAGCAGACGAGCCGUCUAUCGAGGACCUUCUACGCAGUCCCCCUUCCAAUGACAGUGACAUCAAAGGUGCACGUGCAUGGGAGGCCGAUGUAGGCAUGGGCGAUACCGUCAAACGUGUCGACGGUUCUCAAAGUCCUCACAAGAAGGAGCUAUCGUUUGGGCGAGGGAGUGGAAAGGGCAAGGGAACAGGCGACCGUCGAAUCGUGACUGCGAUCUUCCGAGGUCCAAAUCCAAAUGCAGUGAGCGAAGAAGUGAAUACACCCUCAGAUGUUAUGUUUAGUGCUCUCGAAUCAACGAGUAGAUCUAACGCGCAGACCAUUGAACCCGACUCUCUUCCAUCCUAUUCGGAUAUUGCUACUCUUGAUGCCACCGCCGCCGAGGCGCGCGAUAGCAAACCAGACGAGCAUCAGAUUUCCGCGCUAGCCACGGAAAUUAAUACGACCCGAGGUCUGAUAGACGAUUUCCGCACCCGCUUGGAGGCCGUUGAGAGGCAAAUACAAGAUCUGGAAACGCAAUCAGCAAAACGAGAGGAAGCACUACGCCUCGAGGCUGAGGCUUCUAAACAGUCUAGUUCUUCUGAACAGCAAGUACAGACAGAUUCGCUGCCUUCCCCGCCAACAGGCAUCGAAGCAUUCUUUUCGCUGUGCAGACCAACGGCUCUCAUUGCUCGCGCGUUAUCGUACGUUUAUCCUCUUCCGCAUCCUGCCAUUUUGUCUGCGCCACGAUCCGAUUCCCGUUCUCGCUCUCUGCAUCGUUCUUCUUCACGCAGACACCGUGGGUACACAGAACCGUCGACUGUAUCCGCUCUCCCGUCUUAUGUCCUGUUCGUUUCACUCGGAGUCUGCGCCGUUGUUCUGCGUGUCGUGCUCAAGCGUAUAGGGGCCAAACGAGUCUUGAAGUCGUAA
Molecule: messenger RNA, 2307 nt
Organism: Serpula lacrymans var. lacrymans S7.9
Lineage: Eukaryota; Fungi; Basidiomycota; Agaricomycetes; Boletales; Serpulaceae
Exons: 2
Coding region: 1-2307 (768 amino acids)
Source: RefSeq, a predicted model, not a curated record